Molecule: messenger RNA, 1778 nt
Organism: Myiozetetes cayanensis
Lineage: Eukaryota; Metazoa; Chordata; Aves; Passeriformes; Tyrannidae
Gene: MAPRE3
Product: microtubule associated protein RP/EB family member 3
Exons: 8
Coding region: 145-1002 (285 amino acids)
Biological process (GO): regulation of microtubule polymerization or depolymerization; spindle assembly; protein localization to microtubule plus-end
Cellular component (GO): microtubule plus-end; microtubule organizing center; cytoplasmic microtubule
Molecular function (GO): microtubule plus-end binding
Source: RefSeq, a predicted model, not a curated record
GGGAGCCGACAGCUCCCGAGCGGCCCGGGGGCUGCGCCGUGGGACCGGGCCCGGACGACCUCUGCGUGCGCCCCGGCAGCGCCGCGGGACGGGCACGGACACAGCCCGGGGCCGUGAUUAUCAACUCGGGGCCGGACAAUUAAAAUGCAGCGCUGGGGUAUGGCCGUCAAUGUGUACUCGACGUCGGUGACCAGCGAGAACCUGAGUCGCCAUGACAUGCUGGCCUGGGUCAACGACUCCCUGCAGCUCAACUACACCAAGAUCGAGCAGCUCUGCUCAGGGGCUGCCUAUUGCCAGUUCAUGGACAUGCUGUUCCCCGGCUGCGUGCACCUGCGGAAGGUGAAAUUCCAGGCCAAGCUGGAGCACGAGUACAUCCACAACUUCAAGGUGCUGCAGGCCGCCUUCAAGAAGAUGGGAGUGGACAAAAUCAUCGCCGUGGAGCGGCUGGUGAAGGGCAAGUUCCAGGACAACUUUGAGUUCAUCCAGUGGUUCAAGAAGUUCUUUGACGCCAACUACGACGGGAAGGAGUACAACCCGCUGCUGGCGCGGCAGGGCCAGGACGUCGCGCCGCCCCCUAACCCAGGUGAUCACAUCUACAACAAAUCCAAGAAACCCAUUGGCACUGCAGUCCCCCAGAGAACCUCCCCCACCGGCCCCAAGAAUACCCCAAACCCAGCCCGCCUCGGCAACGUGCCCAGCGGCAUCCUUCGGAAAAACUCGCCUGCCACCCGCAACGGCGGCACCGAGGCCGACGCGCAGAUCCUGGAGCUCAACCAGCAGCUGAUGGACCUGAAGCUGACGGUGGAUGGGCUGGAGAAGGAGCGGGAUUUCUACUUCAGCAAACUGCGGGAUAUCGAGCUCAUCUGCCAGGAGCAUGAGAAUGAGAACAGCCCCAUCAUCACUGGCAUUGUCAGUGUCCUCUACGCCACGGAGGAGGGCUUCGCUCCACCAGAGGAUGACGAGCUGGAGGAGCAGCCGCCAGAGGACCAGGACGAGUACUAGCCCCGGCCCGCGCCCGCGCCCCCCGCGCCGCCCCCCACCAUAGACAUUCGAGGUCCGAGCCCGCGCCUCGCCCUGCACUGUCACACGCCAUCGCGGUCUCCGGCAGCUCCGGGGGGAACCCCCCCUUUCCAUAACCAGCUGACGUCCCCCGGGCGAGCAGCGCGGUCGCGCCGGGGCCGGGGCUGGGGCCGGGCUCUGGCCCCGCGCUGGGGCCCAGCCCGCACCACUCCCUCCCCCUAUUUAUUUCCGUCGUCCCCCCGGUGUGAGCGAGGGCCGCGGCUGCCCUGGCGUCGCGCCCGCCCGUGGUGGGAGCGAGAGGGAACACCAAGUCCUUGGGGGCUGGCCUGGGGUGCCACGUGCUGCCUGCCCUGCCAGGACCCCCACGGCCCCGGGAUCCCCGCGGCAGGGUGGGUGUGCCCAGCAGCCUGCGGGAGCGGGAGGCCGUGGUGUGGAGGAGGGAGGGGUUGCUUCAGGUUCCCAGGAAGAUGAAAAGGAGACCCCAGCCCUGUGCAGCCGUGGCAGUGGGGGCCACCUACCCCCACGGGGGUCCUAGAGCGGGAGCCUGUCCCUGCUAGGGGGUGGGGACAGCGGUUGCCCUCUCCCCUCGCCUGUGGCGCCUCGGAGCCGGGGUCCGGAGUGGGUGACCACGAGGACUUGCAGCACCCGCCCGCCCCGGCCGCCGUGUUCCUGUCGCAUCGCUUGUCUGGUCCAUCACUCCGGUCGCAACGCUGCAUCUGUGUUCAGUUUUAUUUAAAUAAACUCGUGUGGUAACACUG